AUGCCUCGACGAAAAAGCACCAGCACUAGUGCAGUGAGUAAUCGGAGAUCUGAGGUAUCAAACAAAAUGAACGACCAUAAGAAAACCCACUCACAUGCUGUAAGGUCUCCUUGUUCUAGUGCAUCAAGCUCAAUCAAAAGAGCUGAUCAAACCAUCAAAGCUUUGAAGACAAAGAGUCUAGAUGAGUUAAUGGAGACUAUGUCGGUGUCGAGCUCACAUUGGGAUACUGAUCUUGAAGAUGAUGACGAGUUGGGACUAAAUAAAGAAACGGAUAAUGAAUUGUACGAGAAAGUGUGUGAAAAGCUUGGCGUGACUCCAGUAUCGCGAUUCAGUAAAACAAUUGGUCAGGAAGAGGUUAAGAUAAGCCAUCGAUAUUUAAAAGAGCUCGGAGCGAAGGCUAUUGCUUCUGUUUUGGUAAAUAACAACACUACAUUGAAGGUACAAAUCGAAUCCAAUGACCUUAGCCCAAGGGGUGGGGUGUAUAUGGGGAAAGUUUUGCAACGAAACUCGACCCUGAUAGAACUGAACCUAGCUAACAAUAACAUCAAUAAAGAAGGGAUUCGAGCGAUUGCAGAAGCGUUAAGUGAAAACACUGUGAUCAAACGACUGGAUUUGUCGGGGAAUGGACUGACUGACAAGGACUCGAAGAUCUUGUCAGAUGCCGUUGAGAACAAUACAUCUUUAAGAUACCUGAAUCUGAGUUAUAACAAACUAGGGGAAAUCUCUGGGCAGCAUUUUGGCUCAGCUUUGAGUUAUAAUAAUGGAUUAGUAGAAUUAAAUCUUAGCUGGAACAAUAUCAGAAGGAAGGGUGCUGAAGCUAUCAAUCAGAGUCUGCGCUAUAACGAUGUGCUGGAAAAACUAGAUCUGUCUUGGAACGGGUUUGAUGACUACGGGACUGGGGAACUUACGGAUUCAUUCAAGCGUAACAAUACCUUAAUUGAGUUAAAUCUCAGUAACAAUAGAUUAAGUGAUAUAGCUGUUAUGAACAUUGGUCAAGGUUUGGAUGGGAAUAGUACGUUGGAAGUGCUUGAUAUGAGUCAUAAUUCAGGCUGGGGAGGAUGUGAAGGAAUCAAGUGUAUAUUACAAUGCAUCCGGAAAAAGCGGUGCGCUUUGCAACACCUAAAAAUCCUCGACAUUCAAAUCAACAAAUCAUGCGAGGAACUUAUUACAGCGUGUUUGAAGCAAGAUGUUGAGUUAAAAAUCGAAUUUGGAUGUAAAAAGAAAGAUAGUUUUGUGUCUAAGAAGAGCGAAGUUAACCCGAUAGAUCUGUUGAAGGAGUAUCUACAUGAACACAAGAUUCAUUCGUCAGAUUUGUUUAAGCAGUUAGAUAUCAAUGGCCAGUUUCGAGACAGUUUAACAAGAGAAGAGUUUGUUGGAGGAAUGAAACGACUUAACGUGAUCAAAGAUCAAUACCUUGAGAAACUGGUAGAAUUGUUGGAUUCUGAUGGCGAUGGGGAGGUUGAUUACAGUGAAUUUGUCAAGCUUUCUUAA
This is a messenger RNA of Actinia tenebrosa (Australian red waratah sea anemone), 1491 nucleotides long. RefSeq lists its product as uncharacterized. NCBI's taxonomy places the organism in Eukaryota, Metazoa, Cnidaria, Anthozoa, Actiniaria, Actiniidae. Gene Ontology annotation, molecular function: calcium ion binding; protein binding. The record is from RefSeq and is a predicted model, not a curated record.